This is a messenger RNA of Miscanthus lutarioriparius, 1308 nucleotides long. Lineage: Eukaryota; Viridiplantae; Streptophyta; Magnoliopsida; Poales; Poaceae. The record is from the annotation of a GenBank genome assembly.
AUGACGAGGGGCGGUGGUUGGAACAUCUGUGACUUUACCUGCAAAAGUUAUUGGGGUAAUCAGCUACGGGGCGUGGUUGUGUAUCUGACGUUUGCGGCCAUUGCGCUCUUCCACAAGAGCCAUAGAGAAAACUACGACGACACCGACGUCAAGAUCACCUACACUUUGCUGUGCUGCACCGCCGCUCUGGAGUUCAUUAUACCCGGCAUCAAGCCGUACGUUAAUGUCAUCCAGACAAUCAACAGGACUUGGCCUGACCUUUUUGCCCAGUACAACCUCCUAUGGCACUUGGCCCGCAACAGGAAGCACAGGAAGCUCAGGAGCCUCCAGCUGAUCUGCAGGGACUACAUCGACGAAAUCUGGUGCAUGAAGCCGUGCCAGUCUUCCAGCGACAUCACCGAGCUCGUCUUUGACCAUGUAGUCGUCCAUGGGUGGACGGAGAGCAUCAAGGACGCGGCCACCUUCCACGAGUUCAACAACAACCGGGGCCAGCUGACUCUCCAGCGCAAGGGCUGCACUGGGGGCAUGCCGCUGGAGAGCCUGCGGAGGCCAUUUGACGAGUCCGUCGUCCUCUGGCACCUCGCCACGGAUUUCUGCUUCUUCCGCCCCAUGGAUGACGCCGCCGCAGGCAAGUCAGCCACCCCUAACAGCCAUGGACAUGAUGAAGGAGACGCCGCCCGCCGCCGCAGCAGAGAGAUCUCCAACUACAUGGCCUACUUAUUGUCCACCAACCCGGAGAUGCUAAUGCCCGGCUCCAGGCGGAGCCUGUUCAAGGAAGCCUACGACAAGCUCGAUGAAAUGGCCGGGGACAAGGACGACAGCACCUCAUCACCAAUUCCAAAUGGGACGGUACCCACACAAAAGAAGACGAAGAAGCCGUCAAUGCUGGACGAGCAACAGAUGAUUGCCUCUCAGAUCAUGCAGAAGCUGCAGAGCGCCAAGGAGGGUUCAGAAAGUUUGGUUCUUGACGCCUGGGUCCUCGCCCAAGAGCUCAUGGAUAUAGCAGGCAAGGACGACGACGGGGUGGAAGGGGAGGCGAAGAUGUGGAGGGUGAUCCAGGGCGUGUGGGUGGAGAUGCUCUGCUUCUCUGCCGGCAGGUGCCGAGGUUUUCUGCAUGCCAAGAGCCUUGGCAAGGGUGGGGAGUACCUCUCCUACGUCUGGAUGCUCAUGUCCUUCCUUGGCAUGGAGACACUGGCGGAGAGGCUGCAGAGGACGGAGCUGCACGUGCAGGGAGACAUGGGCGCCACCCGCCUGAUGACGCCGGCUGCAUCUGAGAUGCCAACGCCAACCGGCAGCAACAAUGUUUGA